Molecule: messenger RNA, 1641 nt
Organism: Perkinsus marinus ATCC 50983
Lineage: Eukaryota; Perkinsozoa; Perkinsida; Perkinsidae
Product: nucleolar complex protein, putative
Exons: 10
Coding region: 1-1614 (537 amino acids)
Biological process (GO): ribosome biogenesis
Cellular component (GO): nucleolus; small-subunit processome; Noc4p-Nop14p complex
Source: RefSeq, a predicted model, not a curated record
AUGCCUACUGCUCCUCCUGCUAAGCAGACUAAGGAGCUCACAAAGGCGGAUAUAGACACUAUAGUGGCGAAGGGCGACCUCCGAGCCGCCAGACGGCUUCUUGCUAUCGAAGGCGAUGUGCCCUUAUCUACAGUGGCCACUAGGCUCAAGGCGGCUCUGAGGACAUGUUGUGUGUAUAAAGUGAAGGCUGGUGGGCUGGUCUAUACUAAACACAGCAGUGACGCCUCCUUGGACCAGUACUGGAAGGCCCUGCAGUCUAUGCUGGAACAGCUGCUACAGUCGCAGUCCGAACAGGCCAUCACGCUGGGCACCCGACUCAUGGUGGAAGCCAUCAAGUCGGAGCGCGAUAUAGCACAGAGCUUCCCUACGGAGCUUUUACAGUCAACUCUACUGUCAAUUAUCGUUAACGUCUAUGACCCCGACUAUGCCGCUGCUGUCUUCAUUGGGGAGCUCGCCAACACUCACUGGGAUGUCUACACUCGAGUACUGUCCUACCUGAGGUUGGUAUGCACCGCAUUGGCUGGAGUCGAGACUAGCAAUACUCGACCUGUAAUAGCAGCAGUGGAGGCCUCUGGUGUGGACCAGGAGGAGAUUCUAGAGAGGAUCUAUACGCUGUUGGAGGCCUAUGCCCCUCCAUCCAAAGGCAUAUGCCAGACCGAGCCUCUCGAUACGGUGGGCAAGGCGGCCUGCAAGGGUGUUGUCAGCUUACGGAAGGCGUUCCAGGAGGCGUGGUUGGCAUUCCUCCGUUUGGACCUGUCAUCGGACCUCAUGCGUUUGGUCCUACGUCACUUGCCUAGUAAUGUGCUCCCUUACUUACCUUCACCGCAGUACUUGGGUGACUUCUACUUCAAGGCCUUCGAUGGCAGCGACACUACAGAGGAUACCACCAACAGUGUGCUGGCCCUAAGUGGUUUGUUCUACCUCCUCACCCAAGCUAAUAUUGGAGAUCCAUCGUACAUAGACAAUAGUCUAUCAGCCUUCUACUCGCGACUCUACGCCCUGCUCACGCCAGCUACACUCGUCUUACCGUACCGCCAUCGUUUCCUUCGACUGCUGCUCUUGGCUUUAAAGUCGCCCAUGCUACCCGGAAGCAGUGUUGCUGCUUUUGCUAAGAAGCUGCUACGCUGUGCUAUGCUGGUGCGGUCUCACAGCGUGGUGAUGUGGCUAGUCACGGCAGCGUAUACGAUAAUGCAGAGGAACCCAGCAUCAUGUAGGGGCCUGGUACAUGACCAGGGAGAAGCCUCUCGGAAGGAGGUUGAGGGAGCAGAGGCGAGGUUUGAGGAGGAUCCAUGGAAGGACGAGAUGAGCCUUGAUGAAGCAGUGAAGAUAAUACCGUUGACGUCACUGUGGGAGCUACAGUGCCUUAUGAGGCACCACUCGCCUUCCGUGUAUCGCCUUGCUCAGCUAUUCCGUACUAACAUGUUCGCGGAGACUGCCAAGAGGAUAUCGCCAGAUGACAUGCUCGUUGUGACGGACAAAGAGCUGUUUGACCGAGAAGUGAACUACCAGUGCAAACGAGGCCGAGUAGCCCCGCCUGCGGCUAUCGGCUUCAUAAGAGAUGAGGUCCAGCCGAUUUACCAAGCUGCCGAUGAGGUAUUCGCACAGUUCAGAUGAACUUAGUAACAAGGUCGAAGUAUACUA